This is a messenger RNA of Columba livia (rock pigeon), 2948 nucleotides long. It is a transcript of the gene LHX4, whose product is annotated as LIM homeobox 4. Bases 116 to 1294 code for a protein of 392 amino acids. Lineage: Eukaryota; Metazoa; Chordata; Aves; Columbiformes; Columbidae. Gene Ontology annotation, biological process: neuron differentiation; regulation of transcription by RNA polymerase II. Gene Ontology annotation, molecular function: zinc ion binding; DNA-binding transcription factor activity, RNA polymerase II-specific; RNA polymerase II transcription regulatory region sequence-specific DNA binding. The record is from RefSeq and is a predicted model, not a curated record. The transcript has 6 exons. Gene Ontology annotation, cellular component: nucleus.
GCACCGGCACCGCCCGCGGGACCCGGCGCUGCCUCCCGCCGUGGGGCUCCGCCGGCCCGGGCCGCGUCUCUCCCUCCCCUCUUCUCUCCCCUCCGCCGCCCUCCGGGCCAAUAAAAUGAUGCAAAGCUCCGCGCUCGCUGCCGAAGGGGCUGUCAAGGGGCUUCCCGAGAUCCUCGGUGUGCCGGUGCAACAGAUCCCCCAGUGCGCCGGCUGCAACCAGCACAUCCUGGACAAAUUCAUCCUCAAGGUCCUGGACCGGCACUGGCACAGCUCCUGCCUCAAGUGCGCCGACUGUCAGAUGCAGCUGGCCGACCGCUGCUUCUCCCGGGCGGGCAGCGUCUACUGCAAGGAGGACUUCUUCAAACGUUUUGGGACCAAAUGCACGGCGUGCCAGCAGGGCAUCCCCCCCACCCAGGUGGUCCGCAAAGCCCAAGACUUUGUGUACCACCUCCACUGCUUCGCCUGCAUCAUCUGCAGCCGGCAGCUGGCCACCGGCGACGAGUUCUACCUGAUGGAGGACGGGCGGCUGGUCUGCAAGGAGGACUACGAGACUGCCAAGCAGAACGAUGACUCCGAGGCGGGCGCUAAGCGGCCCCGGACCACCAUCACGGCCAAGCAGCUGGAGACACUGAAGAAUGCCUACAAAAACUCCCCCAAGCCUGCCCGACACGUGCGGGAGCAGCUCUCCUCCGAGACGGGGCUCGACAUGAGGGUGGUGCAGGUGUGGUUCCAGAAUCGCCGUGCCAAGGAGAAGCGGCUGAAGAAGGACGCGGGGCGGCACCGCUGGGGACAGUUUUACAAGAGUGUCAAGCGGAGCCGGGGGGGCGGCAAGCUGGAGAAGGAGAGCUCGGCCGAGGACUGCGGAGUCAGCGACAGCGAGCUCAGCUUCCGCGCAGAAGACCAGAUCCUCUCCGAGCUCGGCCACACCAACAGAGUUUACGGCACCGUGGGGGACGUGGCGGGCGGACAGUUGCUGAACGGCAGCUUCUCCAUGGAGGGGACGGGACAGUCGUACCAGGACUUGCGGGACGGGAGUCCCUACGGCCUCCCCCAGUCGCCAUCCUCUAUCUCCUCCCUGCCGGCCCACCCCCCCUUACUCAACGGGCUGGACUAUGCCAUGGACGGCAACCUGGGGCUGGUGGCCCACGGGGCACAGGGGGUGAGUCAGACGCUGCGGGCCAUGGCCGGGGGGGGCCCCACCUCCGACAUCUCCACGGGGAGCAGCGUCGGGUACCCAGACUUUCCCACCAGCCCGGCCUCUUGGCUGGACGACAUGGAUCACCCCCCUUUCUAAGCGCUGCUCACCCCCCACCCUGGUCCCCUCUCGCUGCCCCCCCCAGCCCACAAGCCAUCUCGCUGGCGAUUGACAUUUCCAGGAUUUCCCAUGGGAACCAGCCCCGGAGGGCUGGAGGGGGGGAAUGGCAUCGGCAGUGGUGGGGGCGGCUGUGCCUGGGCUGGGGGGCACAGAUGCUUUUGGGUGUAAGCACAAGACAGGUGUUGGCACAUGGGCCAUAUGGUGAAGAUGCCGGCACAGGGCUGGGGCUCGGCGGGGUGUGUGAUGGAGCAAUGGUGCGAGCCGGCAGGAGGGAAGGACAAUCAGGGGUGGCAGAGAUCAUCCCGGUGCCCACAACAGCCCCGCACCCCUCCCGCCGCUAUUUUCAAGAAUUAUUUUUCGGUAUGGACUUGAUAUGCAACUUGAUGUUGCCCGGACCCUCAGUGGAAAGAAAAUUCUAUAUUGUAGAAGGGUUUAUUUUAGUGAGGCCAGGACCAUCGCCCCACUGCCCGGGGGUGAUGCUGUUCUGCGUGCGGGCGGCUCUGGGGCUGUGAUUGAUCCCCAGGAGUGCUUACAGUGCAUCACUGCGGGUUUGACCUUGGUUGCGUGGUGGGGAGGAAUUAAAAGAGAAGAAAAAAUAGAAGCCCGCAGCCUGAGCUGCCCAAGGGCCAAGCGGGGCUGACACAGGGAGAGGAGCUGGGGAAGGGUCAGGGGGAAGGUGGGGAAUGUUUGCUCUGAGGAUAUUGCAAAAAAUUCCCCCCAAGAAGAGGGGGAAAAGGGCAUUUCAUCAGCUGCAGAAGCACCCACAUGGUGGGAACUGGAGGGGACAGGGUGGAUGAGACCCCAGGCAGCUGCUUGCUCACACCCCACGCUCACCAGGUGUUUGACCUGAUGAUAAAAUCCAGCUCUGUGUUCUCUGCCUGGGGUGCCCAACUCCACCCCAGCCCCGUGGGCAUUCCCUGCCCGUGGGGUCCCCACCAUAACCCCCCAGCUCUGGGGUGGUGCUGAUGGUCCCAGGCUGCCCUUUGUGGGGGCUGGUGGCAGACCCAGUUACAUGGCUGCAACCAGAGGCUGGAGCGGGGGUGCUGCUCCAAAAUCAAAGGAGAGAAAAAAUAAGAGUUAAAAAAACCCCAAAACAUUGCCACACAAGAAAGCACAUCACUGGUAUGUCCCUGUCCCUCCUGUCCCCCCUGCGUGGGUGUGUUGGUGCUGCAGGAGCUGCACCCAUGUGCCUCCCCCCCUCCCCAGCUUCGGGUGCUGCUGUGUGCCAAGCCCCCAGCCUCACUGGGCACGGCUGGGGGGAGGGGGCCGGGGGAGCCGUGCCCGCUGCUCUCCAUUGACAAGGCCAAAUGUGUCCCCCCUUGCUCCCUUUGCUGUGUAAAUUUUGUACAGUUCCAGAAAGUGAGAGUCUUGUUUCCUGGGGGGGGGGAGGGGAAAAAAAAAAGGAAAAAUAAAACCCAACAAAAAAAUAAUAAUUAAAAAAAAAAUCAAAGAUUAAAACCUUAUUUAUUGCCAAGUCUUUGGGGAGAAAGGACCUCCCCCAGUCCUCCCAAACUCGGGCCUGGGGUGUUGCUUUUGUACCCUGCCCUCCUGCGUGUCGGCAUGAGAUGUGUACGGUCACCCCCUCGCCUGGAGGGAAAGCGAUGUCAAAUAAAACUCGGGAUGCUCUUUAGCA